CUUAAUGGAAUCAAUCAUCGUUGGAGAAUAGCCUCAGGCCGAAUCUGUGAUCUGUAGCCUUCAAUACCCAAAGAAAAUGGCCUUUCUUCGCCCAAGAAAUUACGAAAAUGCCAUCCGAAAAUAAAUUGGCCCAAAUCGAUGCUUAACGAACUUAUCAUCCGUGGAGAAUAGGAUCAAUAGACUUCAUUAUCGGUGGAGAAUAGCCUCGGCCUGAUUCCGUGAUCUGUAGCUUUCCGAAUCGAAAGAAAAUGGCAUUUCGGAUAAAUCGCCCGAAAUCUGUGAUGGUACCCCUUUGGAAUCUGCCAAAAAUUGACCCGGAAUAAAUCCUCCCAAAUCGGUGCUUAAUGGAUUCAAUCAUCGUUGGAGAAUAGCCUCAGGCCGAAUCCGUGAUCUGUUGUAGCCUUCAAUACCCAAAGAAAAUGGCCUUUCGUCGCACAAGAUAUUACGAAAAUGUCAUCCGAAAAUAAAUGGGCCCAAAUCGAUGCUUAACAAAGUUAUCAUCCGUGGAGAAUAGGAUCAAUAGACUUCCUUAUCGGUGGAGAAUAGCCUCGACCUGAUUCCGUGAUCUGUAGCCUCCAUAAUCGAAAGAAAAUGGCACUUCGGAUAAAUCGUCGGAAAUCUGUGAUGGUACCCCUUUGGAAUCUGCCAAAAAUUGACCCGAAAUAAAUUCGCCCAAAUCGGUGCUUAAUUGACUCAAUCAUCGUUGGAGAAUAGCCUCAGGCCGAAUCUGUGAUCUGUAGCCUUCAAUACCCAAAGAAAAUGGCCUUUCGUCGCACAAGAUAUUACGAAAAUGCAAUCCGAAAAUUAAUUGGCCCAAAAAGAUGCUUAACGGACUUAUCAUCCGUGGAGAAUAGGAUCAAUAGACUUCCUUAUCGGUGGAGAAUAGCCUCGUCCUAAUUUCGUGAUCUGUAGCCUCCAUAAUCGAAAGAAAAUGGCAUUUCGGAUAAAUCGCCUGAAAUCUGUGAUGGUACCCCUUUGGAAUCUGCUAAAAAUUGACCCGGAAUAAAUCCGCCCAAAUCGGUGCUUAAUGGACUCAAUUAUCGUUGGAGAAUAGCCUCAUGCCGAAUCUGUGAUCUGUAGCCUUCAAUACCCAAAGAAAAUGGCCUUUCGUCGCCCAAGAAAUUACAAAAAUGCCAUCAGAAAAUAAAUUUGCCCAAAUCGAUGCUUAAGAGACUUAUCAUCCGUGGAGAAUAGGAUCAAGAGACUUCAUUAUCGGUGGAGAAUAGCCUCGGCCUGAUUCUGUGAUCUGUAGCCUCCAGAAUCGAAAGAAAAUGGCAAUUCGGAUAAAUCGCCCGAAAUCUGUGAUGGUACCCCCUUGGAAUCUGCUAAAAAUUGACCCGGAAUAAAUUCGCCCAAAUCGGUGCUUAAUGGACUCAAUCAUCGUUGGAGAAUAGCCUCAGGCUGAAUCCGUGAUCUGUAGCCUUCAAUACUGAUGACUCGGUAUUUGCACAUGUUUUCCCCUUUGUUUCUUGAUUGUUUGAGCUUGAAUUAUUGCGUCUUUGGCCUAUUUUAUGCUAGGUUGUAUUCCUUUGUCCCAUUUCAGGUCCUAGCACAUAAAGUGAAGCAUAGGCGCAAGUUUCAAGUCAAUUUGAGAUCAAUUGACGAUUCGAGAGAAGAAACUCGGGCAUGACCUGAAGAAGAAUGGAUUUCUACCUCACUUUAUGGACAAAGAAUCAUGCAAGCUUGUUAUGAAACGAAAGAGGACGAGACUACCAGCGUCUGGGAUCAAACGGCGAUUGAUUCGGAGUCCGGACGAGGGAGAAACGAAGCAUUAAACAGAGGCUGAGCAAGCUGCACGGGCAGACCAGGGAGGCUUCACGGCCGUGCACGUGAGCAAUAUGGCCGUGCGCCUUAUGCCGAGGACACGCACGGGCAACCCCUGAAGCUCGCACGGCCGUGCACCCUGGCCGUGCGAGAGGGCUAAGUUCGACUAAAUGACACGCUGCGUUUUGAGUUGCACGGCCAGAAUGGUGAUAUGCACGGCCGUGCACCCUGGCCGUGCGAGUCGGGAUUUCCUGGUUUUAAGCCAAAUUCCGAACCAAAGAAGAGGAGAGCUGGGUUUUUGGAUCCCAAACACCCAAGGGACGAACCCUAGAGAGAGAGGGCGAUUUGAGGGCAUUCUUGGAGUAGAGAAGGAGGAUUUCUUCGCCUUGGAAGCUCGAGGAACAAGCCCGGACUUGAAGACUGAUCAUCUGAAGAUUCUUACUGCAGUCUCUCUCUUCUCUAUGGAGUAACUUCCCUUCACUUAGGUAUUGAGGAACCCUAGCUAUGUUUGUUUGAUUGGAUGAUUGUAUGAUUACUCUGACUGGAUAAUCUUGAGUUCAUAUUCAAUCUAUGCAUGUUUUCAUGAUUCAAUUCUGCUUUAGUCGAGAUUAUUGAUUCUGCUUUGAUUCUAUGAGAGGGAAUACCUGAUUAGGUCAAUAGAGCACCAUAGAUUGAUAGUAGUGGAUCGAUUGCUUUAGUCGAGGGUUGAUUCACUGCUUUGUAUCGAUUGAGAACCUCUUUCGAUAGAGGGAGUCUAGUUCAGAACGCCUUGAUCAGUUGUUCUAGAGAAGGAUACGUCCCUCUAGGCAAUUGACUCAAGAGGGCCUUGUUCCUUUAGUCGAGACUCAAGGUCUAGUCAAGGAUUCUCCGCAUUGUGAAUGAAAGUGAAACAGGUUAGAGAUCAUCAAUCAUUAAUCUGGCUAGUGGCUAGGGGGAAUCAUACCUAAGUGAGUUCCCAACCUGUAAUUAGAUUAACUUUAACUGUAGUUUGCUAGAGUAGUUUUAGUUCUUUCAUCUUAAUUUGGUUUGCUAAAUAAUAAACUGAAGCUGAGUAAUAGUAACUCUAGAGACCCGUGGAUUCGAUAUUUAUCACUUGAGCCACUAUACUGCAGUCCCUUCCAUUGGUUACACUUGGCCAUUGUUAGGUGUUGUGUUUUUGGAGUGUCAAGUUUUUGGCGCCGUUGCCGGGGACUUUCUAGAGUAUUAGGAAAGGCAGAAGUUUGUUACUUUAGCGUUUUUCGUUUCUUUUCUUUUCCACCCUUGCUUUUCACUUGGGUGUUUUUGUUUUUGUUGGUGCAGAUCUGAAUCAUGGAUCCUAAUGGCUUCUCCAAUCAUUGGGGGUAUCCACCACCAUCUGGGUGGUAUUACCCCGAGACUCCGUGGAGCAAUCAGGGCGGAGAAGACUAUGGAUUCGGGUUCCAGUACCAACCCCCUUACUACUGAGAACAGCCGGACCCCUGGGCAUAUCAAGAACAACCUCAUUAUCAAGAAGAAUUUCUCCCACAACCAGAAGGGCCAUCGGCACUGGAGUUACUCAUGGAGCAGUAUGCUCGAGACUGUGAGAGAACAUGCUCCAGGAUGGAUCAGUGUGUCCAGGCCUAUCGUGAAACAGAUGAGAUCCUCCUGAGCCUUAAGAAGAGCGUCGAUGAUCUUGAGCGAUCUUGGGCGCAACCUGCUCCAGAUCACCCUUCUGCUACCAUACAAGAAGAGGAGGAGGAAGAAGAAGGCUACAAGGGCAUUGUGGAACACACUGAAGUUGUCACGGAGAGCUCCCGUGAUGAUCAUGAUCAGGCCUGUCAUGUCGUAGCCGACCACACCUUCCCAUAUCCCAAACUGAGCUUUGAAGAGGCGGGCAUGAGUGAGGAGAUGCAAGAAGAUUUCAUGAAAGAAAUUGCUUGGCAACUUGCUCUCCAAUCCGUGCUAGAAGAAGAAGAGCAAGAAAGGGUGCAGAAAGAAGUUGUGGAGGAUGACGAAAGUGAAGCUAGAGGAGUUCUUGAUCAUUUCCCAGGGGUGAUACCACAUGAAGAAGGAAGGGAGGUUGAAGAAGCAAUUGGAGUCCAGGCUGAGGACGAAGUUGAGGUGGAAGAGGCUUGCACCGGCCAUGAGUUACAUGUAAUAUCUCCACCAAACUUCGAGGAGCUGCUUGGCAAGGACCCAUUUGCAGUCUCUCUUUGCCAGACCAAGGCCACAUCGACAUCGGUCCCUCUUGGUGGACGCGAUGGUGGCCAAUCGAUGCUGUCAUAUCUGGUUUGGGGCAAUGAGACGAGAGAAGAGAAGAAGAGGUCUCGAGGGUGGAGACUUCAUCUGCAUCAAGUACAUGAGCCUUCAUCACCUGCCACACCACAUGCUCGUGACUUGAGACUCCACCUCAUCGACGAGAACCUCAACUUCAAGGAGGUUCUAGCAUGGACCGAAACUUAGGAGCCAUCGUCCGGCUCACGACGUGAAAGAAGCGCUUGUUGGGAGGCAACCCAACCAGUCGGUUUGCAUUUCUUUCUCUUUUUCUCCUCGGUUGAGUCAGUUUUGUUAUUUGAUUUUAGAGUCAAUAACUCAACCUUUGUGAGAUUUUGUGUGGUGUUUGUGUUCUGAUUACUCUCUCUUUCUGGAAUGCACCGCCUGACCCGUUCAUCAUCAUUCACCCUUGAUCUGGUAACUUCGUUCUACCCUCCUUAUCUUUCCUCCAUUGAGGACAAUGUCGUGCUUAAGUGUGGGGGGGUGUUCGAUUAUGUAUGCGGGUGAAUGUUUGGCUGUUUGUGUGCUUGGAGCCUAGUCCACUGUCCAAAUUUUUAAAUUUGAGGGCUCCAAGUACGUGUUUCCUUGCAAUUGCCUGCUCAGUAUGCUUUGAAUUGACAGUCUCUAUAGUAAUAUGCAACCUAGGGAGGUAGUGUAGCACUAUGGAGGAUGUUGAUGCAUUUAAGAAGUCUCAUGUCUUCUUCAUAUUGAGUUGGUUGAUUGAGUGAAUUAGUGAUCUUAGGACCCUUGAAUUGUGUGGUGUUUUGGAUUCUCUACCUGUCAUGGACUCUUGUAUCAUGUUUUGAAAGUAACAGGUGCUCGAAAAUGUGCUUCAAAAUAACGUCUCCCGUGCGAAUAGGGCGAAAGUGUGUAAGGGGAGACGGGAAUUCGUUCCCAAUUUCCACCUACUACCUCCAGCCCCCUUACAUGUCUUUCCCCCGCACGAGGCUCGAGACAUCCGCUCCUGGCAUGGCCGGUAAGAGCAGGUUGGGACCCUUGAAAGAAAAAAAAAGGGGAAAAAAUAACAGAAAACAAGCAAAACAGAAAGAAAAGGGGUUCCAACCAUCUUCAAGAAGAAAAUAGAGCACCUUGAAAAAUGUGAGUCCAUGAUCCUUUGUUUUUGAGAAUCUCUGCAUCCACAAUUCAUUUGUCCUCUGUUCACUAUUUGCCAUGAUGCCGACUCGAUACUAGUGCUCUCGCCGAAGAAGCUAUGAGAUGACUUGUGUGUCGGUUGACCUCGUAAGUUGCUAAAUGAUCUAGGAAAUCCUCUACCUACGAUCUGGGGUGUUUGUUGCUAUAGAGGUCUGAAGAGUUGCAUUGGUUUGAGUUAGGUUUGCUUGGGGACAAGCAAACAGUUAAGUGUGGGGGGAUUUGAUGACUCGGUAUUUGCACAUGUUUUCCCCUUUGUUUCUUGAUUGUUUGAGCUUGAAUUAUUGCGUCUUUGGCCUAUUUUAUGCUAGGUUGUAUUCCUUUGUCCCAUUUCAGGUCCUAGCACAUAAAGUGAAGCAUAGGCGCAAGUUUCAAGUCAAUCAGAGAUCAAUUGACGAUUCGAGAGAAGAAACUCGGGCAUGACCUGAAGAAGAAUGGAUUUCUACCUCACUUUAUGGACAAAGAAUCAUGCAAGCUUGUUAUGAAACGAAAGAGGACGAGACUACCAGCGUCUGGGAUCAAACGGCGAUUGAUUCGGAGUCCGGACGAGGGAGAAACGAAGCAUUAAACAGAGGCUGAGCAA
Messenger RNA from Linum trigynum, 5728 nucleotides. The record is from the annotation of a GenBank genome assembly. Lineage: Eukaryota; Viridiplantae; Streptophyta; Magnoliopsida; Malpighiales; Linaceae.